Molecule: messenger RNA, 2293 nt
Organism: Sardina pilchardus (European sardine)
Lineage: Eukaryota; Metazoa; Chordata; Actinopteri; Clupeiformes; Clupeidae
Gene: cd34
Product: CD34 molecule
Exons: 9
Coding region: 1-1167 (388 amino acids)
Biological process (GO): cell adhesion
Cellular component (GO): membrane
Source: RefSeq, a predicted model, not a curated record
AUGGACUUCCCCACCAACCGGCCGCAUUCUGGAGCCUGGGUGAGAAUGACUGGGUGUUCUGGAAUGUGUACGGCCCAGCCCAACGCCCCACGCACAGCUGCUCACAGGGGGAGUGUGGAGGAGUCCAACAGCCUGCUGGAGCCUAGUGGACUCUGCCAGGACGCCACCGAUGCCCCUGCCGAUGCCCCCGACAAUACUGACCCCACUGAUGCCCCCGAUGGAGACCCCCAAACUUCUAUUGACAUCACUGCACCCACAGACCUGCCGGAUGUAGGUGACACGGACAAAACAGACGGCACCUCGGGCACGGCGGCUCCCGACACCACCGGCGAUGAUGCUGCCGCAGCCCCCGAAACAGGCGCCACAGCCGCCCCAGCCGCCCCGGACACCGACUCUACCGACCCUGCCCCAGCCCGCGGCGACGGCGGAGAGGGGAGCCUCGACACCAAUGCUCCCGUGACGCACCCAGACAUCAUCGUCAACAGCCAGAUCAAUUUCAUCUUCCCAGAAGACCCCAAAGACACCAUGGCAACUCACGCACCAAGCACCGUAGUCACGGAGUCUGCAGCUCCUUUGGUAUCGGUGGAAUGUGUGACCGAGGAUGUGGUGAAAGACAGAACUAUGGUGAAGCUUGAGUUGGCAAAUGCGCUUCCUUGUGAUACCAUCAAGCAGGCUUUAGAGGAGGACUUCUGCCGGGACAGACAAGUCUGCGAAGUUUUGAUUGCCCAGGAAGGGGAGAAGUUGAUGCUGUCUGGGGCAACUAUUGAGGAAAAUCCAGCAGAGGCAUCCAAGAUGUUCCAGGGGGGAGAGAUAAAAAAUAAGCUGACGGUGCUGAAGUCGGAGCCGGUGGUGAAGCAGGGCUCUGCUGUGCUCGUCUCCAUCCUGGUCACCGGCCUGCUGCUGGCCGCAGGGCUCAUCGGAGGCUACGUCUGGCUCAACAACCGCAAGGGCAACGGGAAGGGAGUGAGGCUGGCUGAGGACUCUUACCCAGUGGAUGAGGAGAACCAGGGCAACACGCUGGUGUCUGUGGCCCCCCUCAACCCCCCUGAGCCCCAGGAGAAGCCCAGCCUCAACGGGGAGUCCCCUGAUGGAGUGAAGACCCAGGCCCCCGCCGCCACCAACGGACACUCCACCGCUAAGACCCCCGUGGCUGAUACUGAGCUGUGAGGGGGAGAGAGGGACAGCCAACCUCCCCCCCUCCAUCCUGGCCCGCCCCACUUUCACCCUCGACACCUACUCCCCACAGCCCAAAUAGCCAGCCAGAUCUCCAAAGCCGGAAUGAAGCCAGAUCUGUACAGGAAUCAGCUGCUAUCUGGGCACACACACACACACACACACACACACACACACACACACACACACGUGUGACAUGUGGACAGUCAUAUACAAAUACACACACACUGAACGCAAAUUUGCUCCCACAUUCAUUUUGGAGACAGAGCAAGUGGCACACACACACACACACACACACACACACACACAUUUCUUCAAACUCCUCUUUCUCCUCAGUGACUUAUGAUUAUAUCCACAAGAAAGCCCCAUAAGCUGUGUAACAGUAUUGAUGAUGAAAAUGUCAACCUAAUGGUGGUUCAGUAAGAAUUUGAAUUCUGAAUUAUGAAUAGGUAUUGUAUGUUCACCAUAGAAGUCACUGAUGUGAAUGAUGUCUGACUGGUACCUGACUUAGAUUGUGUGAGGGCACAGUAGCCAGGUAUGGAUGACUGGUGAACCAAAUGACAAUGAUAGUCAAGGUGAUGUUAUUAGUGAUGCAUUUGGUAUGCAGAGGUUGUAGAGGUUGGCCUGUGGCUGGCUGCCCUUAGACGUCUGGUCAGGAGGAGAGGGGAGGAGAGCUCUCCAUACGUCACCACUGGCCUCUGUGACUGCAGCAAACCAUCCUAAAACCCUGUGCCUUUUCCAGCGUAUUUCAAAAGCCUCCCAAAAGCACACACAACCACACACACACACACACACAUACACAUACAGACACACACAUACACUCCCAAAGGGUUCGUACACACCUCCCAGGCGGCCGUGGCUGCUGGGCUAGUGACCUGAGUAGUUGUACACCUUCACAUCUGUUUACAAACAACCCUGAACCAAGUCAGCGGGAGCUAUGUGUUUAUUCGGGUGUUCUGACUGAGUGGUCAAGUUUGAAUGUUCGUGUUUGCGAAAGUGAGUCUUUGGUGAGCGAAUACCUUAAUGUCCCAUGUUUUGAAAUGCCGUGUGCUUGUAUUGAAGCUAGUAUAUGCUUUGUUCAUGUGUGUGUAUGUUGUUUGCUUGUAUGCGUGUGUGUGUG